AUGUCCAUGUUUUAUAUUGGUGAGGAUAAACCAAAAUCCGUUGGAGGCAUAGACUCGGAUGUUUUGGACAGCUUGGACGAUGCACUUCCUGGAGUGGUGGGAUCCUCCCAAGACAUUGUCAUUAAACAAAAGUUUGAUAUCAUGAGGCAAGCUGCUGAGAGAACCACCAGACAAAACAGCAGCAGAGGAAUGAACAUGAUUCAAUCAUCAAGACCCAUCAGUUCUCGCGGCUACUCGAGAGCAAGUAGUGUGAGAUCGCCACCAACAACUCAAACAUCCUCAACUCCUCCUCUCGCAGGAUACAACUCUUCAAAUUCCCUCAAUAAUAAUAACGACUCGAGUCGAUUGUCUGAAGAUGUAGAUGAUUUGGACGAUAUCAGCAGCUCUCAAAUGAAUCGACGCCCCACAUCAUCCUCAUCCUUGUCAAGACCAUCCAGUGCUAAUUCAAAUCCAACCGCCCUCGAGAAAGAUUUGAUGGAUAGAGGUAUCACUCCAACAUUUAAUCCGCUACAAGAACGAAGAGAACGAGAUGAAAGAGCUCCAAAAAUGCAAGAAGAGAAAGUACCUGUAAAACCGUCACCAAAUACUGAAAAAGGAGAAGAGGAUGAUUUUGAAAGUGUGGCUGGCUUAAAUAUUCGAGAUGUGAGAUCGUUCGUUGUCAAACCACCUCCAAAUCGUGAUCAAUGGGUCCGAUGCUACAUUCUUAGAGAUACAUCUAAAAUGAACAAGAUGUUCCCCAGAUAUUUCAUGUAUGCUGAAAGAGGAAGCACAUUCCUUCUCUCUGCAAAGAAGAGAAAGGGUAACAAGUCCUCCAAUUAUUGUGUUUCUCUCAGUAAGGAAGAUAUUAGUCGAAGUAGUGAUUCCUUCAUUGGAAAGUUGAGAAGUAACUUCCUUGGAACGGAAUUCCAAUUGUAUGACAAUGGAGAAAAAGCAUCCAAGUUGAAGCCAGGAACACACUUAAGAAAUCAUCUUGCCUCCAUUGUGUAUGAAACCAAUUUGUUUGGAAGUAAGGGUCCAAGAAAAUUCACAGUAGUCAUUCCCGACGCCAACGAGGAGAAUGAAUUAUAUCAAUUUCCAGACAAUGGAACGUCACUCAUUACGAAAUUCAAGACUGGAGACUGGCAUCACUUGAAAGUGUUAAAGAACAAAUUCCCUGUGUGGAAUGAAAGAUUGAAGGCAUAUGUUCUGAACUUCAAUGGUAGAGUCACAAUGGCCUCAGUGAAAAACUUCCAGCUCGUGGAGCCUAACAAUCCAAACAAAGUCUUCCUUCAAUUUGGUAAAGUUGAUGAAGACCGUUUCAAUAUUGAUUUCAAAUAUCCACUUUCAGCCUUGCAAGCUUUCUCGAUAGCUAUUUCUUCCUUUGACUCUAAGCUUGCUUGUGAGUAA
Molecule: messenger RNA, 1386 nt
Organism: Naegleria fowleri
Lineage: Eukaryota; Heterolobosea; Eutetramitea; Acrasida; Naegleriidae
Exons: 1
Coding region: 1-1386 (461 amino acids)
Source: RefSeq, a predicted model, not a curated record